Molecule: messenger RNA, 1944 nt
Organism: Ostertagia ostertagi
Lineage: Eukaryota; Metazoa; Nematoda; Chromadorea; Rhabditida; Trichostrongylidae
Source: the annotation of a GenBank genome assembly
AUGGACCAUUACUGGGACGUAGUUGAGAUAAAUUCCAAUCGCCUACUCCCCUCUGGUUUAGUCCAGUCUAACACAACACUUGGUCCCGUCUUAUCAGGAUUGCAGUCGUCAUCGAGUUCCACUGUAGUUCAUAGUUCAGAGUCAGCAUCAGCUCCGCCCGACGUUGAAUCCAUCAACGAAACGGAGCGCAUAGUACGUCAACUUCUCGGGCUUGAAACACUAGCCAUGAAGGACGAAGUGGACGAGACAGAUGCUGACAUAGUCCAGCACUUUUAUAACACACGCGUCAAGUACGAUAUGGCAAUUUUUUCAGAUGCAUCACAAAGGGCAUAUGCCGCAGCCGCAUACCUGGUAUGCAGGCCCCCGCAUAUGAAACCUUUCAGCAACUUGAUCUUCUCCAAGACCAAGUUAGCCACACCUGGAAAAAUUACCAUACCAAGGCUCGAGCUACUAGGCAUAACCCUAGCCACUAAAAUAGUUCAGUUUCUAAUACAGCAACUAACCAUAACACCUAGUUCAGUUCAACUGCUGACCGAUUCGCAGAUAGCGUUGUAUUGGAUUCACUCCAAUAAGCAGUUGAAAACAUUCACUAACAAUAGGGUUAGAGCCAUAAAAGAAGUACUUGAUGAACUUACCAAAGCCGGAGGCCGAGGCGGAGUUAAAUCUACGACGGCAGUAACAACGCAGUUAUAUAGUUCGUUUAUUCCAUUUAAAUCCACUAACUCAUACUCCAGACUACUUCGAAUCACGAGCUACGUACUAAAAUAUCUUGCAAACCUCAGAGCUAAAAUAAAAAGAAAGCCGAAAGCCAAACUCUCUAGUUCAGCAUUGUUAGAUCAGGUCUCAACAGCGACCUUAGUGAACCCGCGCGACUCUGAAGCAGCUAGACUCCUCUUACUUCGCGAACACUAUCGCGAGGGAGCAGCACAGCUUCAAAGCCAUGCGAAGGUAUUCCAGUUAAUCGAAGACAACGGCAUAUACAAGGUACAUUUACGGAUGGCGAACGCUGAAGUAGAUGCGUUAUCAAAAACACCAAUACUUCUACUUCAGAAGCAUCCGCUCACAAGGCUGAUAAUUCUCGAUUACCAUCAAAAACUCUUUCAUGCGGGCUCAGCCCAUCUCACAGCAGCCUUGCGGAAUGACUAUAUCAUACCAAAGAUUCGCCGUCUUGUAAACAGCGUAAUAUCAAAAUGUGUCACCGUCGACGUUUGGGCACUCCAAACCCUUAUGACGGAGAUAGAGGCAACACUGAAUACGAGACCCAUAACACCUGUACUAACAGGGUCAUACGAUCAAAUCUUCGUGUUGCGUCCUAUCGACCUCAUAAACCCACAAUUCCAUCUGGCCAACCUUAGUCCAGCUAAUACUCGCGUAACUUCUAACGAUCAGCUAACUAGUUCAGACUCGCACGAACACCUAAUAACUUACUAUACAGUUCUGCGAGACCUCCUCGAACGCUUUUGGGAUUCCUGGCACAAAGAGUAUCUCCAAAGCCUAGCCGAAAAGUGCCAAAAGACUACCGCUCCCAAACAAGGUGCAGCGAGUCCACCCAAAGUUGGAGAUGUAGUACUAGUAAAAGACGAAAACGCAUCUCGAACUAAUUGGCCACUAGGCCUUAUUACGGAGAUCAUUAGUUCAGCAGAUGGGUCACCAAGAUCCGUCAAACUCAAAGUAGGAACAGGUAAGAUCCUAAAGCGUUCCCUCAAUCAGCUGAUCCCACUAGAAGUUUCAGCGAAUAGUUCAGAUUCCUUAGCGGCAAAGAAAAAACAAGAGUCACAACCGACUCGCAUACAACCGCAAAGGAAAACGAAAGCCUCAACGGCGAAUAUAACACAAUUCACAAAUAGUUCAUAUGAUUUACUUACCUCUGUACUAACGAACUUCCUACUUCCAUCUCACUUCUGCACUAAUCUGCCUGCAAUAAACACUAACACGCGACCCUAG